Molecule: messenger RNA, 732 nt
Organism: Colletes gigas
Lineage: Eukaryota; Metazoa; Arthropoda; Insecta; Hymenoptera; Colletidae
Product: sperm flagellar protein 1-like
Exons: 3
Coding region: 1-678 (225 amino acids)
Biological process (GO): regulation of cytoskeleton organization
Cellular component (GO): axoneme
Molecular function (GO): microtubule binding
Source: RefSeq, a predicted model, not a curated record
AUGAGCCUAGUGUCAGAAAAUGGCGAUAACCUCGAGGAGAUAUACGCUUGGGUCGAGCAAAUGACAUUUUCCAAACCGAAGAAAAAUCUUGCUCGAGACUUUUCCGAUGCCGUUUUUAUGGCCGAGCUGUUAAAACGGUAUUACCCUAGACACGUUGAAAUACAUAAUUACAUAUCCGGAAACAGCAUUGCAAAGAAGAUAGAUAAUUGGUGCACCCUAAAUCGCAAGGUACUCUCGAAACUCGAUAUGAAAUUGACCAAGGACGUAAUUAAUCAAUUAGCAAAUUCGCAACCGGGAGUCAUUGAAAAAGUGUUAACUGAUUUACGGGUUAAAAUUUUGAAAGACUGUAAUGCCGAGAGAGAUUCUUUGUACUUUUUAUACGAGGAAAACGGAAAAGGAGAGGAGGUUAAGUCGGUACUCGAUCCUGAAGAGAUAGGAAAUAAAACCGUACCGCGACAAGUUUUUGUCCGGCUGAAACAAGAACUACAAGAAAAGAAUGAAAUUAUAAAUACGCUUAAUCAGAAAGUGAAUCAUCUUGAAUCUUUAAUGAAAUUUAAGGAUCAAAGAAUCGUAGAUCUUAGUGCACAAGUAGUAAAAUCUACAGAGCCUUCUCUUACACCUAGGCUUGACAAUUUAACUACAAGUAGCAGAAUUUCGAAAUUCCGUGUUAAAAUAUAGUACAUUACUGUUCUUUAAAUUAGUAUAAUAAUAUUUUACAGAUUGUACUUUCGA